Molecule: messenger RNA, 2004 nt
Organism: Toxotes jaculatrix (banded archerfish)
Lineage: Eukaryota; Metazoa; Chordata; Actinopteri; Toxotidae
Exons: 6
Coding region: 191-898 (235 amino acids)
Source: RefSeq, a predicted model, not a curated record
CAGGGAUCGGAGAAGGGUCAUCCAGUUGUUGUUGUAGCCUUUGUCUGUUGUUCUGGACGUGUUACAAGUGCACCGGUUUCGCUUAAAUGGCUUAAAACAAUCCUGGCUAUUUAUAACUGAGGAGAGUUUCGUUCUUCCUCGGGGACUGAGCGCUGGCUGGACUUGGAGCAGCGAACGAAUAACGCUAGAAAUGCAUUUUCUUGGCAUUCUUGUGCUACUGUUCGACUUAUCUCGGGCUUUCCCUGUUCCAGUAGAUACCGUCAUAGUUCAGGUCCAGCAGUGGGGAGUGGUGGGUGCUCAGUGGGUUGAGGAGCAGGUUCUUCUCAAUGGAGUCUCUUUCACUGGCACAAGCCAGGAAUUCAAGAGCAUUAUCAAAACCAUUUCGGCUGAUGCACUCCAUCCGACUCUAAUCAGGGUCAACCAGACUUCAGCGCUGAGAAACCACACUGUUCUUCGCUCUCGCGAAUGCAUACUGGAGGGGUCUCAGCUGCAUUGGACAGACCGUGUUUUCUAUGACGGGAAGGUCUGUCUUACUCUGGACCACACUGACACAUGGACAGCCCAUACACCGCAAGCAUUGGCCCUCAAAGUGUUAUGGGACCAGGAAGUGCAGCGCACCAGGACAGAGAGAAUCCGCCUUCAGGAGGGAUGCAUCAAGCUAAUGAGAGAACUGAAGCUUUCAGAGGAAAGUUCAGUUCCAGGGAUUCCUCUGCCUCAGGUUCUCAUUCCAGUCUUUGCACUCCUGGCUUUUGCGGGCCUAAUCAUAAUCAGCUUCCUCCUCUCCAAAAACCGAGGUUUGAGGCACCCUGGAGGUGUUAUCGGCUCGGUCAUACAUUAUCCUAAAGACAUGACUGAAACUGAUCCAGAGAUAAAAGGCCCUGGUUACCGUACAUUGUAAUUCAAAGCACCAACUGAAUAACUGAACAUUAAGCUAAGUUCAGACCAGGUCAUUAUAUGCACUUUAUCCUGCAAGUAUCACAGUUUACACUGGUGCUUUUACUGUGCAUAUUUUUACUAUUUAUGAAUACACACAGAAAUUCAAGUACGUUCACUUCCUCCAGAAAUGUACAAGCUUUUUUUGCACAAUUAAUAACUAAGGCAGAUGUUGUCAUCAGUCAGAGAUAUUCAAGUACACAGCUUAUGUGGAAAUAUAUAAUGGAAAGAAAUCAUCCUGUCUCAAGCACAUACAGUAUCUAAUGGAAGCUAAGACCAAGAAUGUAACAGAUUGUCUUACCUGCUGACGUCAAGCAUUUUGUGCAUUUUCUUUUGCCCUGAGAUCAAUCACAGUGAAACUCUGACCAUGUCCAGUUAUCCAAAGAGGCUGACUGUGCCUUCUAUAUGAUUAAAUGUUUUUGAGAUACUGAAUAAUGCUGUGAUUGUCAAUAUGUUGUAUCCUAUUGUGUGUGCAUGUAAAAUUUACAGAACUGUUUAAUUAAAGAUACUUUUAUGAUGUGUUUAUUUUAUAUUGUCACAUUUUCCACUUAGUGUCAGGUUACUUUAGUUUGUGGUAAUGGGACAAAAUAUUUAAGAAUGAAUCUAAACUUGAGCACUUAAUACAAACUUUAACUCGCACAUAGUCAUUGUAUCUAUUGCAUUUGUACACUGCCUGUGAAUACUGAAAUACCAUUAUCAUAGAGUUUGUGACAGUGCCAGACUUCCAAGUUUGUGUGAUGGUUUCAUGAUGUAUUAGAAGUUAAAACCUCUGGUUUUUGUUUGUAAGAUUCUUAUAUUUGUAAUUAUCUUCCCAGUUUUCCAGAAAAAGAUUCAAAAUACAGUCUGCCACUCAGUGCAAGCAACAUUUUAUUUUUGAACAGAGCUGUAUCAAUUGCCUCCUGCUUCUCCUGCACAUAUACUUGUUCAAGACACCAGGACAUCAAGGACCAGAUGCAAUAUUUUUCAGGAACUUAUGCUUCCUUUUUGCUGCAAAGUGUUUGUCCACACAGACAUUAAUCUGUAUGUCAUUGUGUAUCUGACAAUUUUGAUUAAAGUCUCCAAAGUCUCUGG